Colletotrichum gloeosporioides is the source of this 2400-nucleotide messenger RNA. RefSeq lists its product as uncharacterized. Lineage: Eukaryota; Fungi; Ascomycota; Sordariomycetes; Glomerellales; Glomerellaceae. The transcript has a single exon. The coding region runs from base 1 to 2400 and encodes 799 amino acids. The record is from RefSeq and is a predicted model, not a curated record.
AUGAACUAUGAAGCCCUUUCUUACACCUGGGGCGUAGAAAUUCUAAGCGAAAUUCUAAUUGUCAACGACAGCACUUACAUCGAAAUUACUCCCAAUCUGGCUUCAUUCCUUCGGCAUCGACGUGAGACCGAAGAUGAGGUGAUCCUGUGGGUAGAUGCGGUUUGCAUCAAUCAGCAGGACAUUACAGAACGAAACAUUCAAGUCCCCAUCAUGAAUCUCAUCUACUACAAAUGUAAUGCUGUCAAUGUCUGGCUUGGGGAGGAAAGCGACGACAGUGAUUUUGCCAUUGGGGAACUUGCAGCGCUCGGGAGCAGCCCUCCAUACACGAGCAUGCCCCGCCUCACUCAAAAGAUGUGCGACGCGAUGGAAAGCCUAUUUAGAAGGGCUUGGUGGAAUCGGGUGUGGAUUGUACAGGAAAUAUGCUGGGGCGGCGGCGGAACAGGCAAGAUGACGAGUUCGAACUCGGUGACACUCCGCUGUGGAAGUCGAUUGAUCCCGUGGAAUCAGCUAGUCGUGGCCUGUGCAAGGAUCAAGAUUGACGUGUCCCUGCGUCGUCAAAGUAUUGUUGGAUCUGACAAGGUUCUACAUCUGGAUUAUGUGCGCUGGAGCUCCAGUCGGCUUCGGCUCAAAAGUCGCGAAGACCGAGGCCACGAAAGGGACGUCUUGAGAUGGGUCGUGGAAUAUCGUCAUUUCAACGCAACCGACCCUCGAGACAAGAUCUUUGCUAUCUUGGGGUUGACAAUGAGACCCACCGACAAGAUCCUUCAAGGGUUCGUUGUUGACUACAAAGAAACUGUGGAAAACAUUUACACCGACUUCGCUGUCAAGAUGAUAAAACGUUUACCAGGCCUGGAGAUUUUGAGACAAUGCAUUGGAGGUGCAAACGACGAGGAGACCCGGAAGGGCUUUGAUUUGCCAUCCUGGGUCCCAGACUGGUCCUGUCAACGUUACGACGUACCUUUGCCAAAGCGCAAUGCAGAAGGUCACGACAGCAUUCCCUGGUGGGCGGUACCACCGUUGACCUCAGAGAAAGACGGCGUGGUCAAGAUGAUGUUCCCAAUGACAUACGAGGAAGUCGAGAAGCAGGUUCAAGAAGUAUUGGAAGGGCGAAAGGUGUUCAAUGAUCCUCAACAGUGGAUCAAGUAUUACCCCCGUGAAAUGGUGGAUGAGCUCCAAAGCAUGGUUAACACUGGCAAGCUCUUGUUUGCAGGUAUUCAUGACGAGCACUACAUCGACCCGAACGCCGACCUCAACAUGCACCAAAUGAUUGAACACGCUGCCAAAGCAAACGAGAAACUCGCUCAAUACUCAUUUGUCCGCAAUUGGCUAGACGAAGACCGAUCAAAGAGGCCUGCGUACGCCGCUGGUAUUGGCCCCAAAAGCACCCUUGUCGUGGAUGAAGACAAGCGGUUGGUACACGUGGAGGGAAUAGUUUGGGAUGAAAUUGACAUUUUACACGCACCUUUUCCGGAAGACUUGGAUUCAAACUGGGAGAAGUCAACAGAGUUCAUCGUUGCUGCUGGGCAAUGCAAGCAGAUGGCUCUAGAGUCCCGACGGGUUAGCUCUCCGUAUCCCUCCAAAGAGGCUGAACACGCAGCAUUCUGGGACACUCUUGUUGUGGGACAGGAGGUGGAAUCGAUCAGCAAUUUCGAAAGUUGCCUUCCUAAAGUUCCCAAGACAUGGAUAACAACGCAGGCGCCUCUUACGUUCCGAAAUCCAAAGCAAGCAGAACAAGCAGAACGUCAAGACUUGCUCAACACUCGAACUAAAGAGCUGAAAGAUAUUCUAGGAGGGCCUGUUGUCCUUGACGACCUUCCGCCUUUGGUCUCAUCAGACGAAGAACUACAGGAGCUCAAGACUAGCUUCCAAAAGCUGGCAAACCUGUGGAGUCUGCAGCCGUAUGACCUCUACCACCGCCCUUUCAGCCUCCCCAGCGUUGUGCCAGAUCCGUUUUGGGAAAGCCGCUGCCAAUUCGACGAAAAGGCUCUGGAAGAAAGCGCAAGAUCUCGCCGUUACAAGUGGGAAAACGGCUUGCAUACACCGAAUCGGAAACAAAGUGAUCGGCUGCAGAAACUAGCUUUCGAGGUUUAUGGAGAAAUGCCUUCGAUCAUACCUCAAUUACAAAAUGAAGAAGCCGACUUUCGGUUAGAGAAAUACGCACUCGGCCGGCGGUUCUUCAUCACUAAAAAGGGGUACAUGGGCCUUGCGCCAAUCGGGGCGCAAAUUGGUGACAAUGUCGUCGUUCUGUUCGGUUCUCACGUGCCAUUCAUAUUGAGAGGCCGAGAAACAGGUCACUAUGAGGUUGUGGGCGAGACAUAUGUGUCCGGAAUCAUGAAAGGGGAAGUGCUGAAGGACUUUGAUGAAGGAAAUUGUGUGGCAAAGGGGUGUGUAUUAGCCUGA